Messenger RNA from Phialemonium atrogriseum, 1722 nucleotides. RefSeq names its product Rio2, N-terminal-domain-containing protein. NCBI's taxonomy places the organism in Eukaryota, Fungi, Ascomycota, Sordariomycetes, Cephalothecales, Cephalothecaceae. Gene Ontology annotation, biological process: protein phosphorylation; maturation of SSU-rRNA. Gene Ontology annotation, cellular component: cytosol; preribosome, small subunit precursor; nucleus. The coding region runs from base 224 to 1498 and encodes 424 amino acids. The transcript is spliced from 2 exons. The record is from RefSeq and is a predicted model, not a curated record. Gene Ontology annotation, molecular function: ATP binding; protein serine/threonine kinase activity.
CUCACCUCCGGCGCUAUUAAAAUCCGAUUUCUUUCUUCCAUAUGAACCUACGUCGUUGCACUUGAUACCCGACCUUCUAGAGCCUCCUUUGCAUGUCCCGGUUAUCUUUGAAUUGUGAGGUGUACCGGAAGCAUUAAAAAGAGUAAAUUCCCUUACCUCACGGCGAGAUUCGACCUUCCCACCUUUCCUUCCAGGCCUGAGAGCCCCUGGUACUCUUGCCACCAUGAAGUUGGACACCAAGGCUAUGAGGUACCUCACCUCAGAGGACUGGAGAGUACUCACAGCGGCUGAGAUGGGCAGUAAAAACCACGAAAUUGUCCCCACACCGUUGAUCGAGAAGAUCGCUCGGCUGCGGGGAGGCAGCAGCGGCGUGCACAAGAGCAUAUCAGCCCUAGCAAAAGUCGGACUGAUAGCGCGGGUCAAGGAGGCCAAGUACGAUGGCUACCGAUUGACCUAUGGCGGGCUGGACUACCUCGCCCUACACACACAUGCAUCUCGGAACGAGGUCUACAGCGUGGGCAACCGCAUCGGCGUCGGCAAGGAGAGUGAUAUCAUGGUGGUAGCAGACCAGACCGGAAAGCAGAAGGUGCUCAAGAUUCACCGGCUGGGUCGGAUAUCCUUCCGUUCAGUCAAGACCAACCGCGACUACCUGAAGAACCGGGCCUCCGGCUCGUGGAUGUACCUCUCCAGGCUGGCCGCAAUGAAGGAGUUCGCAUUCAUGAAGGCCCUACAGGAGGAGGGCUUUCCAGUCCCGGAACCCUUAGCCCAGUCAAGGCAUACCAUCGUCAUGGCUCUCAUUGACGCGUUCCCUCUGCGGCAAAUCUCAUCAGUCCCCGAUCCUGCCAACCUCUAUGCUGAGCUCAUGGAUAUGAUCCUCAGAUUCGCAAAGCAUGGUCUUAUACACGGGGACUUCAACGAGUUCAACAUCCUCAUCAAAGAGGAGAAGCAGGAUAAGAAAGACAACAUUGGUGGGGAGGCAGAGGGCCCAGUGGCUACUAUACUCACUCCAAUAGUCAUCGACUUCCCCCAGAUGGUAUCAAUGGACCACGCAAAUGCUGAGAUGUACUUUGACCGGGAUGUCAACUGUAUCAAGCGUUUCUUCGAGAGGCGUUUCCAUUUUGUGAGCACACGGCCAGGCCCCUUCUUCAAGCACGCAAAGAAGUCAAUGGGGAAGGAUGGGGCAAGGCGUCUAGAUGCUGUAGCAGAAGCAUCUGGGUUUACAAAGAAGAUGGCUAAGGAUUUGGAGGCGGCGAUUCGAGAGCGGAUUGCAUUGAAAGAAAACGGCGCAGACCUCAGCAGCGAAUCAGAAGAAGAGGAAGAGGAAGAGGAAGAGGAAGAGGAAGAGGAAGAGGAAGAGGAAGAACAACCAGGGGCUGGAGUAUCAGAGCAUGGCCGGGUUGUGCCAUUGCUCGGGGAGAGCCACAUCCCCGUCGACCUUGGGAACGACUCGGAUCUACAGGCGAAUGAACUGGGAAAGUUGAGCAUCAGUGAAGCAUAGAAUAGACAUUCCUCGGCCAGUUUCGACUCUCAUCAUCUCAUACUUAUAUGUGUGGAUGGUAAACCUGACAUUCUGACCCAUGGCCGCCUCGUCUUACGUUCACUCUUCGUCUUUGACUUGUAGUACACCACGUUUUUAUUCCGGCUGCCAGACCCGGAUACUCCAGUUAAUUUGUAAAAACCUCUCAUUCAGUUAGUCCUGAUCGACCUGACUUUCCUCGUAAA